Cydia splendana is the source of this 2627-nucleotide messenger RNA. RefSeq names its product titin homolog. The record is from RefSeq and is a predicted model, not a curated record. Lineage: Eukaryota; Metazoa; Arthropoda; Insecta; Lepidoptera; Tortricidae. Bases 104 to 2518 code for a protein of 804 amino acids. The transcript has a single exon.
ACGGCAAGCAAAGAUAAAACGAAGAGAGGAAUUAGAUCGCGUGGCAAGAUUGCAACGUAUACUGGCUCUUGUACGUGCGCCUGAAUUGGACAGUGUGGCUAAGAUGAAACAAGUGAAUUUGGAUGACAAAGAGAUAAAACGUGAUGAAGAUAUAAAUGUUUUAAAAGAGUUGGGUGUAAAUCCAGAGAUCAAUCCAAGUAUAGAUCAUUUGAGUGUAGAUGACAAACAACUGACCAAAGUGGAAACAGUAAAUGAGCCACUGGCAAAGAAGAAACAAAUCGAGUAUGAAGGAAUAGCAAAGUUGGAGCGUAUGUCGAAAGAGGAACGCAUUUUAGAGAUAGAUCGUUUAGUGAAUUUAGAGCUUGAGGCAGAAGCUAAACUGAAAGCAGCAAUUGAACAUGCUGCACAAUUAGAACGAGAGGCCGAAUUAGAACGUGAGAUAAAAAUGAAAUAUUUAAGAGAAUUAGAUCUUAAAGCAGAGUUGGAGAAGGCAGAGAAAAAACGUUUGGCGGAAAUAGAGCGUCAAGAAAAGAUGAAACGAAAGAAAGAAUCAGAUCGCAUCGCGGAAAUAAAACAGGCAAAGUUGAAACAAACUGCUGAGAUGAAACGUAAAGAGGAAAUUAAACUUUUGGAAGAAUUGGGUGUUUUGCCAAGACAUGAAGGCACUGAAAAGGAUAAUGCGAGAAAGUUGGAACCAGAGGGACAGGCAAACAUUAACCCAGACGUCGAUAUUAAGUUAGUCAAAGAGGUCACGCCAAAUACAGAUGUGAAAGAGAAAGUUGUGAAUCCAGUAAAACGAAGCAUACUGAUAGCAGAAAUAAAACAAGUGGACCCCCUUUUAGAAGUAGAAACAGUGGAUAAUGUAGAACAGAUGACACAGAAAGAAAGUGAAUCAAUACGCGAAAUGAUAGAAGAUACACAAAAAGAAGCUAAUAAAAAUCAAGAAGCCGGAAGUCAGACAAAUAUAAAUAACGAGGCAAGAAAUAAACGUAGGGAAGAAUUAGAGCGUGUUGCAAGAUUACAACGCAUAAUAGCGACGGUACGCAAUGCAGAGCCAAAUGGUGUUACACAGGUAAAACUUGAUGUCGAAGUAGAUAAUACACCGGAUUUGAAACACACAGAAGAGAUGCAACUAUUGCAAAAGUUGGGCAUUGUACCAAAGGAGCACGUGACACAGAAAGAGAGUGGGAUUGACGGGACUGUGGAAAAGUUAAAGGUACAACCAAACCAUUUAAAUUCAGUGAAACAAAUGAACCCAGUUACAGAUGUAAAACAAGUUGCAGAAGUAAAGGCGGAUGUGACGAAAAGCACACAGCCAAAUGCAGAACAGUUGCCUGAGAAACUGGCUGAAAUAAAAAUGGAAAAAGCAGUAGAGUCAGAAAGAGAGGCUAAAAUAAAACGUGCGGCAGACAUGGAACGUAAGGCAAAAGCAAAACGUGAGGCAAGAAUAAAAAGGAGGGAAGAAUUAGAUCGCACGGCAAAUUUGCAACGUGUUGUAGCGUUGGAAUCUAAUGAAGAGUUCGAUCAUGUUGCAAACAUGAAAGAAGCAGAGUUGAAACAAAUAAAGGAGAAGACACGCGAAGAAGAUUUGAAAGUUCUAGAGGCAUUAGGUAUUGUGCCAAGAAAGGAAGCCACACAGACGGAAAGCGAGACGAAUUUAAAAACAGCAGAUAAAAAGGAGAUUUUAACAAAGAUAGAAGAUACAACCGAUGUGAAAUUUAAAAUAGAUAAAGGUGACGUUGAUGUUGGACCUGCAAAUGCCGAAAAAAUGCCGGAGCGUAAAGUAGAUAUGGAAACUAUGACAGAAAAAGAAAGAAAGGCUGUGAGGAAAGAUGUCGAAAGACGUAUAGCAGAGCUACGUGUAGCGCAGAUGAAACGCGUAGCAGAGCUAGGAAAAGAGAUGAAACAGUUGGCAAUGAUAGACGAAGACUUAAAAUCGAAGCACGAAAAUCCUAAGCUGAUGAUCAAUAAUGAGCAUGAAAACAAGGAUGUUACAGAUGAAUCUAAGCAGAUGAUAAAAGAUGCGUAUAAAAUCGAAGAUGCUACUAAUAAAUCUAAGCAGAUAGAAUCUAAACCGAUGGUAGAAACUGAGCGUAAUAUCAAUGUUACACAGGUUAAACGUAUAAAAGAAAAACAAUUAGAUCUGGCAGAGGUCAAAAGUGAAUUCUCAGGUAUAAAACGUAAGGAUUCGAGGCCUUUAGUAGAUUUAAACUCGGAGAAAGAAAGAGCGAUUGAAUCUGUAAAAGAGGUAAAAUGUAACGAAAAAUUAAAUCUAUUUACGGAUUUCGAAACACCAGAGGUAAACCAAGAAAAGGUUGAAUCAUUAGGGAUGAAAAGUGAGAAAAAGUUGAAAUCAACGGCUGUGCCACCCUUGAUAGAAGUAAAGCCUGAACCAGUGAUGAAAUUAGUGGAGUUGAAACGUUCAAGUGAGAUGAAAGCGAGAGGAAUGGAGCGAGUGAGGCGGCGCGAUUGUGAGUGGGAUGGACAAAUGAUGUAUGUGGGUAGAGAGCGCUUGUAAUAAUUUGUUGUCAUUGUAUCUCGAUUAAGCUACUUAUUAAUAGAAAGUUAAAGCUUAAAAUGGCGUGAAUAGGUUGACUGGUUGGUUACUGGCUCUCAAGUCUCAACUA